This is a messenger RNA of Diaporthe batatas, 483 nucleotides long. RefSeq lists its product as uncharacterized. NCBI's taxonomy places the organism in Eukaryota, Fungi, Ascomycota, Sordariomycetes, Diaporthales, Diaporthaceae. The record is from RefSeq and is a predicted model, not a curated record. The transcript has 2 exons. The coding region runs from base 1 to 483 and encodes 160 amino acids.
AUGUUUUCAACAACAAAAGGCUGUUCACGGGCAUACGCCAUAUUCUACUCCCGGCUUCGGUCUCUCAAGAUCGCCAAAAUUGUUGAGUACGACUUUGACUGGAGCAACGUCAAUGGCCAUACCGUCCUGAGUGCCAGCGGAGAAGAAUUGAGGAUCAACACGAAGCCUCCACCACCUGCGCGCAAGGUCGCUCCACACUUGCGCAAGAGGUUUGAGGACACCAAGGAGGGCCAGCGCCUCUUGGGGGAAAAGGUGUUCACGUACAGUGGGACCGACGCCGAUGGCAGAUAUGUGUAUCAGACAUACUACGAUACGUUCAUCGGCACCCAGCGCCACGUGGACCAGAUCCUGGACCAGCAGAAGAGCAUUUUGGAUGCUCGUUAUGUCGCGGAGGCUUCGGCCACAAACAACAUCGAUGCCCACGCCCACGCCACCGCGGGCGGAGACCUCUCAGACGAAGAUGGCGAUCCGAUCGAUCAGUGA